CGCGGCGAGGACGUGGGUUCCGCGAGUGCGCAGUGAGUGCGGCGGCGACGACCCUCGGCCUCUGCGGGAGGGGGCGACGUAGCGAUGGGGGCGGCGGCGGCGGAAGCGGAUCGCACGCUCUUUGUGGGCAACCUUGAGACGAAGGUGACCGAGGAGCUCCUGUUCGAGCUUUUCCACCAGGCCGGGCCAGUAAUAAAAGUGAAAAUCCCAAAAGAUAAGGAUGGUAAACCAAAGCAGUUCGCAUUUGUGAAUUUCAAACAUGAAGUGUCUGUUCCUUAUGCGAUGAACCUACUUAACGGAAUCAAACUUUUUGGGAGGCCCAUCAAAAUUCAGUUUAGAUCAGGAAGUAGCCACGCCUCACAGGACGCCAGUUUGUCAUAUCCCCAACAUCACAUCGGAAACUCAAGCCCGACCUCCACAUCUCCUAGCAGGUAUGACAGGACUGUGGAUAACAUGAAUCCGUCAGCACAGAUAAUUCAGAGGUCUUUCUCGACUCCAGAAAAUUUUCAGAGACAAGCAGUGAUGAACAGCAUCUUGAGACAGAUGUCAUAUGGCGGGAAGUUUGGCUCUCCGCAUCUGGACCCGUCAGGAUUUUCCCCAGCGGCGCAGUCACAUAAUCCUACUUUUAGCCAGUCAGGCCCCCAGUGGCGCCAGGAGACGCCAUCGUCACAACGUAAGGUCAGACAGAAUUCUCAUCCCUACGCCCUGGACAGACACUAUGGCCGCGAGCAGCGCUACGCUGACCAUGGGUCCGACCAUCACUACCGGGGAAGCAGAGAGGACUACUUCCAUGAAGAACGGAAUCCUGACGGCUGGAGCCACGACUACGAGAGCAGAAGAGACAGCAGUAGAGACGGAAAAUGGCGUUCGUCCCGACACUAACAAGCGCUGAGAGGACAGUGUUUUUACAGGGUCAUUCUAGGCCCUUUUAGCUAAACUGAUCCAGAAGAGUUUUUGUUAACUGUACAGAGCAGCUUUACAAGUUGCCAUAUUUCUUUAUAAAAGUUCUUAAACCUCUAGCAGCCGUCUAAUACAGAAGUGAGAAUUGUGGUUCUGGUUUUACUACAUUAAUAACCUUUCACCUCAGGGUUUUAUGAAGAGAAAAGGGUUUUAUGCAAAAGAAAGUGCCACAAUUUCUAAUCAUUUUAGACAAUUAAGGAAGGAGGGUAUUAGAUGGGUUGGUUGUAUUAUAAAGCAGAUAUGUUAAUUAUCUGUUAUCUUUUUGUAUUGCAAGAAGUUUGUCGUCAGUGAAUCAGAUUUUGGUGUAUAUAAUAGAAAACAUUCAAGUUCGGAUAGUCUGAAACGACUAUCAGUAUUUUGUUAAUAAAAAAAUCAUUUCAGUGACUCAUUUUACUAACGUUUUACUUCAGAAGCUUAUUGGUAAUGGCUGGGGAUAAGUCAUAUUUGACUUCUUAGAGAAUUUUUAGUGUAAGUUCUAUGACAUGCUCGUUUGAGUUUUACUCUGAACAUAAAAUUGUAAAUCUACACAUGCUCUCUAACAUUUUAAAAUUUGCUCAUUAAAUCAUGUUUGAUGUAUAACUGAAGUUACUCAGGAAGUUAAAUAUCUCUAAAUGUAUUUUUUUACAUUAAAAAAUACAGUGUUAAUAUAAAUCCCCCUUUUCAAGAAGAACAAAAAUGUAAAAGCAUAGAUAAAAUGGUAAAAUGUUUUACUGAAAGUAUACUUUUUUGCAAAAAAGGUUCAUGAACCCUUUAAGUGCUGCCUGGGUGACCCAGACGUCAAGUCCUACGUUUUCAAGGUGCCAGGACAGGUGCACAAGGAUCGCGUUAGCGUGGAGAUUGCGCAGCUUGCUUUUGUUGUUUGAACGUUUAAAAGAAUUUAGUCUUAAACUUUUUCUGAUUUAAAAAAUUUUAAAUCUUGUUUAACAAAACUUGUGUAUCAAGUUACUGUUUCCCAUUCAUUGUAGAACUUGUUUAUAAAAAAUCAUUCCUUGAAAAUUUUUGAUCCUUUUUAAUAUUAAACACAGCAUUUACAUAA
Molecule: messenger RNA, 1996 nt
Organism: Suricata suricatta (meerkat)
Lineage: Eukaryota; Metazoa; Chordata; Mammalia; Carnivora; Herpestidae
Gene: RBM7
Product: RNA binding motif protein 7
Exons: 5
Coding region: 85-882 (265 amino acids)
Biological process (GO): regulation of alternative mRNA splicing, via spliceosome
Cellular component (GO): nucleus
Molecular function (GO): single-stranded RNA binding
Source: RefSeq, a predicted model, not a curated record